AUGUACAGCUAUUACAAUUCAUCACGCUCGACGUCGAUGUCACCGACGAGGGACAACUCUCGUGAAAACGAGUUAAAAAUGGACUUGCAUGCGUACACAGACCCUGUACCAGCGACCGCCUCGCGUGAAAUAGAGAAGGAUGAGGGUUUUGAAGAGAAAGCUGUGCAUGGACAACCCAAACCAGAGUAUGAGAUCGCCGUGGCUAGCAAACCCCCCGCCAUAGAGGCUACUUCCAGUGGCAUGGAUAUUUGCAAGUUUAAUAUAGGCGGUGAUAGUAAACGACCAAAAUAUGCAACAGUGAGGAGUUUUCAGGGGAAGGUGUACGUUGACAUUCGGGAGUUUUAUGGUUCAGGAGGCCUUUUUUUUCCGACAAAGAAAGGGAUUACACUGCCAGCGAGUAGCUUUAAAUCUCUUCUAACGGUGGCGAAGAAAAUCAACGCAGGCAUCUAUCGAGGGGAACAGCUCGUUAAAAAACGACAGUAA
Molecule: messenger RNA, 483 nt
Organism: Strongylocentrotus purpuratus (purple sea urchin)
Lineage: Eukaryota; Metazoa; Echinodermata; Echinoidea; Camarodonta; Strongylocentrotidae
Product: RNA polymerase II transcriptional coactivator KIWI-like
Exons: 1
Coding region: 1-483 (160 amino acids)
Biological process (GO): positive regulation of transcription initiation by RNA polymerase II
Cellular component (GO): transcription regulator complex; nucleus
Molecular function (GO): DNA binding; transcription coactivator activity
Source: RefSeq, a predicted model, not a curated record